Molecule: messenger RNA, 2151 nt
Organism: Adineta ricciae
Lineage: Eukaryota; Metazoa; Rotifera; Eurotatoria; Adinetida; Adinetidae
Source: the annotation of a GenBank genome assembly
AUGUUUCAACACAUACUGGUACUUUUUGCAAUCGUAUUUAUUAAUAUAGAAUACAGCAGCUCAUCGGACAUCACAAAGACUUUCUUCACUGAAUUGUAUGUUGUUCCAUUUCCAUCUUUGUUCGGUUCUGACGCGGAUGGCUCAUUUACACGACCUUAUGCGACACUUCAACAAGCACUCGAUCACAUUGAACAUGAUUAUAAUUGCAGAGAUGCUUCAUCACCACAAAAGACAACGAUUUAUCUGUAUCCAACGUAUUAUCACGCUGCACCUGUUCAUUUCCGAAAAAUCCACAGUCACACCCGAUUAACAACAAUGAAUAUUAAAGAUACUGUUUAUUACCGAAAAUAUCUCUCUCCAAAUCAUCCACAUCGUUUAUUGUCAAAAGCGAGUAUUAGUGGUGGAAUACCAGUUACUGGUUGGACGUCCAUAGGUAAUAAUGUCUAUCAGGCUACGGUUACCACAUCGGCGUUUAUUAAUCAGUUAUUUGUUAAUAAUCAACGUAUUCCUCGUACACGUACUCCUGUCGAUCCAUCAACGUAUCUGCAGUAUGACGCACCAUUAUCUGAUCCGAAUCAAGCACGAUUUGGUUUUCAUUAUGCUGACGGACAAUUCAAUUCCUCUUGGCCGUUGACGGAUGCCAUGGUUGUUGUCUAUCAUAGUUGGACAACCUCGCAUCAUUAUAUUGAUAAACUUGAUGCGAAUAGAACGAUUCUCUUUACAAAUCCAUCCGACCGUCCGAUUGGAGCAAUGGUUGCUCAAGGUCAACGACGAUUUCAUGUCGAAAAUAUGUGUAUAUCACCAUCUCCAAAUACAUUUUGUUUUAUCAGCGCAACAAAAACUGUCUAUUUGGCCACAGACGGUUCAUACGAUCCAAAUCAAUCGGAAAUUAUCGCACCGAUAAAUGAAACUGUGAUGUCUCUUGUUGGCGACGAUACAAUCAAUUCCAUCGAAGAUGUUAUCAUCGAUAAUAUUGCUAUCCAAUAUAGUGCAUGGAAUAUUGAUCGUACACAGCAAGCUGAUGCACAAGCAGCUUCUUUUCUCACCUAUGCUGCAUUGUUCAUCGCUAAUGCAACAUCUAUUAUCAUGUCCAACAUAGAAAUCAGUCAUACGGGUUCAUAUGGAGUAUGGAUUAAAGAAGGUACGAGUAAUAUUAAUCUACUCAAUUCGUUAGUAACUGAUACUGGUGCUGGUGGUAUUCGAAUUGGACAAAUGAUAGCACCAGUACCGACACCAACAACAUCUGUUCAAAUCUUAUCGAAUGAAGUCAGUUACGGUGGAAAUGUUUUCCCCAGUGGUGUAGGAAUUAUUAGCCAUCGAGCAACCGAUGUUACCAUUGUUGACAAUUUAAUUCAUCACCAUCGAUACACCGGUAUAUCAGUCGGAUGGCAAUGGGGUUAUGCAUCAUCGUAUACCAGUAAUGUUCUAGUCCAAGGUAAUUAUAUCUAUAACAUCGGACAACAUAUUCUUUGUGACCAAGGUGGUAUCUACACACUUGGUAUUCAACCCGGUACAAUCAUUCAUGGAAAUGUAAUUAAGAAUGUGUUUAGCUAUGCCAUGUAUAUGUGGGGCAUUUAUCUGGAUGAAGGUACAUCUGACAUCGUUGUUUCGAACAAUGUUGUCUAUAACACUGGUUGGGCUUCACUUUUUCAACAUUAUGGUGCUAAUAAUACAAUUAUCAACAAUGUCUUUGCACGUGCUUCACUCAGUCCACCGCCACAUCCUGGCGACCCAAGCACCGAUGGUGAUAUUCAUAUUGGACUUACCGAAAACCAUACAUCAUUCACAUUUCAACAUAAUAUCGUUUAUGAUACAUUUCUAAAUGGAAAUCAUUCAGCUUAUAAAUCUGACCAAGGUGCAAUUGCCUUUUUCAAUAGUAAUCUUUACUACAAUCCAUAUAAUACAACAUUACUGUUCGGAAAACAACAAGUAUCAUUUACAGAUUGGCAAAAAACCGGGCAAGAAAACAACAGUCUCAUUGCCGAUCCAUUGUUUACUGGCGAUGUUAACCAAUGUGACUUUUUUACUGUUCAAUUAAACAGUCCAGCAGCACAGAUUGGCUUCAAAAAUCUAACAAAACUUUCCAAAUGGACUCCUGGUUGUGAUAUGGAUGUCGAUCAAGAACCCAUCAAGCAAUUUUAUCGUUGGUAA